This is a messenger RNA of Tachysurus vachellii, 2859 nucleotides long. RefSeq lists its product as uncharacterized. Bases 89 to 1420 code for a protein of 443 amino acids. Lineage: Eukaryota; Metazoa; Chordata; Actinopteri; Siluriformes; Bagridae. The record is from RefSeq and is a predicted model, not a curated record. The transcript is spliced from 4 exons.
UAUAUAUAACCACGCCCCUUUAGGAGCUGUUCGCAUCCUGCGCGCUAGCGGGAUGUUUUAGCUGAACGCUAAGCGGUUUGGAUCAGAAAUGAACUCCGAUCGCUUCGCGGCAGGGAGACGGUCGGCGGCUGCCGCGGGGCGGCUGGUGAUGGAUGUGAUGCAGUCGGAGUGGGAGCCUCUGUCUCAAUGUGAGCUGGAGCAGCGUCUGGACCAAGCUGUGGAGGAGAUCCUGGAGGCAGAGCUGAUGUCAAGGCUGCAUGGGCAGAACCAGAGUGUGCUUACACAUCUCCCUCAGCAGGAUGAGAUGAUCACACACACCUCUCUCACACCCACUCCAGCAGCCUCGCUCCUCUGUCACGCAGAAGGAGAAGCUACUUCAGAAAUCCACCAGCACGUCACUGAGAUACAGGAGAACCCCACAGUCCAGUACCUCACGUCUCUUCUCCAGAAGCUGAAGUGGCGUGACAGUCAGAGGUGUCUGAAGGGAAGAUCUCGCUUGUCCUUGUCCCACACGGUGUUCCUGUCUCUCACUCUGCUCUCCACUCGUCUCAGCUACCGCUCCGUGUCUGCCACCCUCCGCCUGGAAAAAGGGAACAUACACCGCAUCUUCUUCUCCUUCUGCCACAGAGUCAACACGUUGCAGAAUCAGAUCGUCCGCUGGCCCAGCGGUCAGGAGGCAUCUGCACUCCUGCUCCCCUUCUCCAGCUGCCUGGGCUGUGAUGAGAAGUUUCAUCAGGAAGGUCUACCUAAAGUGCUGGGAGUGUUGGGCCACACCCGCAUCCCAUUCCGCCUUCCUCCAAGCAAGCAGGACUCUGAGAGCGACGCUUCACAGGCCAAGAGGCUCUGGAAGGGUUUUCACCCGGACUCGUGGUUAAACCUGGAGCUGGUGUGUGACGCCAAGGGUCGUUUUAUCCACUGCAGUGUCAGUCGAGGUUCUCAAAGGAACCGAGGUGAAGCUCUGAGACGGAUAUUAGCACAGAAUCCGGAGCUCCUGCCUCCAGGAACCUGCCUGCUAGCCGGAGCUGGAUAUCCCCUCACGCAGCACAUCCUCACCCCGUAUCGUCCCGCACAGAACCCUCAGGAGAACCUGUACAACGCAGCACUGGAGACGCACCUGCGGAGGCUGCAGCAGGCCGUCGCAGGACUGAAGGAGCGUUUCGUAAGACUGCGCUAUCUGGACAUGGGGAAGUUUGAGAGGGCCGGAGUCACGGUGCUGACCUGCUGCAUACUACACACAGCACUGCUGCACGCCGGCUACACCACCACAGGGCAGGUGGAGCACCACGCUGAGGAGGAGGAGGAGGAGGAAGAGGGCAUAAAGGAGGAAGAUGGAGUCAAGCUAAGAGAAACUGUCACUAAUCUACUGUACAGAGUGAUGGAGUCGGGGACAGAGGAACAGAUCCGUACUCGUGAUGUUUAGGUUUACUAACAAACUGUAAGGCUGCAUUUAGUAAAAACCCUGAGUUUAUGUUACGGUUUUAUUUAAUGACUACAAAACAUCAUAAAAAAAAUCUAAAUUUCAGCUUCAGAUUAUGAUAAAAAACAAAACAAAUCAUAAAAUAUGAAAUCAAAUUGUUUGUGACCGAAAUGUAUUUAUUAUAGACAUUUAUGACUGAAAUUUAAUCGUUUAACUUCAAAACAAACUCAGCAGGAAUUGUGGAAUUUUCUCCAUAACUUUCACUUUUGGUGCAAAUCUGUUAUUGUUAAAACUAGAAGUUUAAAAAUUCAAUGAAAGUAUUAAUGAAUAAUUAAUGAAGUUGUUUAAAUAAAACCUUGUAUGAACAGUUAAAAACACUCUUAUAUAUAACACUGUAUCUGUUGCACCUUAACAUAUUAGAUAUAUAUUAUAUUUUUAUAUAUAUAUUUAUAUAUAAGUGCAUAUUGUAUAUAAUGUGUAGUGCUAUUAUAAAUAUGUCUAAUAGUACACUGUGUACUGACUAUAUUGUAUGAGCAUAUUGCACAUUUGCACAUUUUCAUCUGUAUGUAAAUUGUUUCUGGAGUUCGCUCCUAAGAAUUUCACUCACUAAGGCACGUGCUGUGGUGAUGAGACAAUAAAAGUGACGACUUAUAUAAAAGAUAUAUAAAUAUUUAAGUGAACAUCGUCUGAACAGCAGAAACAUGUCACUGGAUACGACUCCGAACUGGAUACGACUCCUCUGAUUGGACACGGUGACUCUAAUCGGACUCGUGACUGAUUGGACUUGUGACUCCUCUGACUGGACACGACUCCUCUGAUUGGACACGGUGACUCUAAUCGGACUCGUGAUUGACUGGACACUGUGACUCCAAUCGGACUUGUGACAUUGGACACGACUCCUCUGAUUGGACUCGUGACUGAUAGGACACAGUGACUCUGAUUGGACUCGUGACUGAUUGGACUCAUGACUGAUUGGACAUCACUCCUCUGACUGGACACGCGACUUGGACACACCAACUGUCUGACGUCCAACAUAGACUCUGUCUCAUGCUGCUGCAGGAUCACUUUUACACAGCAGAUCAAACACCGUUUUAAGCACUCAAUAAAAGAAACACUGUCAGGUCACGGCGUCGGACAGGGAGCUUUCUAAAAAGUCUGAUUUUCACACUUUAAAAUAACGAGAACGGAGAAGCAGAACAGUUAAGAGAAGACAAGCUCUUAUGCUCUGUCUCUGGAGUCACAAUGCUGGCUUUGCACUUAAAUAAACUUCUUCCUGCGCUCAUCAUCAUCAUCAUCAUCAUCAUCAUCAUGAUGCAGUAUACACAAGACUAGAAUGAUUUAAUCCAGAGUUUUAUAAGUGACUCAUGUUUCGGAGCUAACAGACAGACCUGUGGAUCACUGAGUUUAAUAUGUGAGGAUUAAAUGUCUGUUUUUUACAGCAA